UGACUUUCUCCCUCUCUCUCUGUAUAAACAUUUGCCAAACCUAAACAAACCAAAUCCCAUUUGUACCUCUCUAUUCGCCACCUCUAUUGCAUGCUCUCUGCUCAUCUCUUUCCUGUUCUCUCUUUUAUAAAAAGAUCAUUCAGAAGCAAAGAAUUGUUACAGCAACAACUUUGAUGGCAGUCGAAGCUCGGCAUGUGCACCUUUUUCCUUCUCACCUCAUCACCAAUAGGGAUUUCUUGAAAACCAAUCAAGAGAACGCCAGCAACAUCAACAUAUACGAUACCCAGAUGGAUUCUGGCUUUACUUUCAAUGAAACAAUGCCUGCAGCACCGUUUUUGCCUUUCUAUCAGUCUCUUGCCUGUGAUCCGAUUUUGGCCAAGUCAUCCGUGAAUAAUAAAGAUGAUAGUGGACUGACAUACAAUGUUUCUGCUCCAAGGAAGCGGCCCAGAGAUCCUAUCAAUGAUUUUGAUGCUUUUACAGUCUGUCAUCAGAAGACCAAAUCCUCUGGUUUGUUAUCGUUUCUUGAUGAAGAUAUCAUCUUCCAGAUCCAACAGCAGCAAUCUGAAACCGACCGCUUAAUUGCUGAACAUACUCAGAAAGUAAGAAUGGAGCUAGAAGAAAGAAGAAAAAAGCUAUCAAGAAUGUUGGCAGCAGCAAUCCAACAAGGAAUGAUCAAGAAACUGAAAGAAAAAGAUGAAGAGGUACAAAGAAUAGGAAAAUUGAACUGGGUUCUCCAAGAAAGAGUGAAAAGUCUAUACACAGAGAAUCAGAUUUGGAGAGAAUUAGCGCAGACCAAUGAGGCCACAGCAAACACUUUGAGGACCAAUCUUGAACAAGUUCUAGCGCACGUUAGCGACGAGCGCCGCGUCACCGGUGGUGGUGGUGGAUGUGCCGCAGCCGCCACGCUGGCAGAUGAUGCUGAGUCGAGCUGUGGAAGCAAUGAGUACGGGCGGCGCACGUUAGCAGGAGUGGGGGAGGAGGAGGCGGAUGCGGUGGUGAAGGAUAAGAUGGCGGUCGCGGUGAACGAUAACAGCAGCAGCAGCAGCAGCAACAGCAACAAAACCAACAGGAUGUGCAAAAAGUGUGGGGAGAGAGAGUCUAGUGUGCUGUUGCUACCAUGCAGGCAUCUGUGCCUGUGUACAUUUUGUGGGUCCACUUUGCUUGGCAGUUGCCCUGUUUGUGAUUCUGCCAUGACUGGUAGUGUACAUGUUAACUUGUCUUGAAGAUCUUAGAAAGAAGAACAAAAAAAAAAAAAGGAAAAAGAAAAUACUUCUUAGAAAUGAGAAAGAGAAAAAAAAUUAGAUAAUAUACAAUUUUUUCAUUUAUUCGACUUCCAUUCCAUUCUUUUCA
Messenger RNA from Ricinus communis (castor bean), 1350 nucleotides. RefSeq names its product BOI-related E3 ubiquitin-protein ligase 1. The transcript is spliced from 3 exons. NCBI's taxonomy places the organism in Eukaryota, Viridiplantae, Streptophyta, Magnoliopsida, Malpighiales, Euphorbiaceae. The record is from RefSeq and is a predicted model, not a curated record. Gene Ontology annotation, molecular function: ubiquitin-protein transferase activity. Bases 174 to 1223 code for a protein of 349 amino acids. Gene Ontology annotation, biological process: regulation of programmed cell death.